AUGUUUGAAAGAAUCCGCGGAAAAUCGCCAUCAGGCCAUUCAAAACACGACUCCGGCGAUAUCCACCAAGGCAGUCCUCUCUCCAUCCCCGGACCACCUUCCUACGCGGCCUCCUCCUCCACACCAGUACCUCCCUUCCAAACCCGUUUCGCAUCUCUCUCCCUCCACAUGGAAGACCGUAUCCGCUUCCUACGCUUCCCAGAGCCCGUCAUCUCCGCCUGCCGAAGCGCUAUCCUCUCAAACUGGCCCCAAGGCAUCUCCUCCGAGCGGCCCUACGCAAACUCGCACGAAAUCAAGCUUGACGGCUACCCUUGGCGCGGCUUCGGCAAAGACGCAGCGCAGGCACGGAGGCUCGUAAAAGGCGUGCUAUCAACGCUGCAUGCGAACGGCUGGAUCCUAACGCUUACCACGGACGUCAGUAAGACGGCAACGGACAAAGAUACGUUGCUCUUCCGCCACCAGGCCCCACCGCCCGCGCGCCACGAGUGGUGCAGUAUAGCGUUUUCGCGUCAGAGCCGACUAAGAUUUAUUGACUGUCCGCCUGAGUUGUAUGCGAGUUUGCCGCAGAGGAUAGGGAGUGAGUGGCUCAAGGGGCAGAGCGAGUAUGCGCCUGGCAUUUGGGAGUUUGAGCUGCAUGGUUAUCCGUGGUCGCCAACGGGCAAGACGACAAUGCAGGUUAGGGAGUUGCUUAUGGCGCUGGUGGAGAUGCUGGAGGAGGAGGGAUGGAGUGUGUAUGCGAGUAUUGAUCAAAAGAGUAGUGGCGGACAGGGGACGAGUGAGACGGAUACUUGGUAUUGCUGUAGAAUCAAAGGGUGGGAGAAGGGAAUGCCGGUUUACUGGAGGUGA
Molecule: messenger RNA, 846 nt
Organism: Bipolaris zeicola 26-R-13
Lineage: Eukaryota; Fungi; Ascomycota; Dothideomycetes; Pleosporales; Pleosporaceae
Exons: 1
Coding region: 1-846 (281 amino acids)
Source: RefSeq, a predicted model, not a curated record